Messenger RNA from Hirsutella rhossiliensis, 1488 nucleotides. RefSeq names its product PCI domain-containing protein. Gene Ontology annotation, biological process: protein deneddylation. The record is from RefSeq and is a predicted model, not a curated record. NCBI's taxonomy places the organism in Eukaryota, Fungi, Ascomycota, Sordariomycetes, Hypocreales, Ophiocordycipitaceae. The transcript is spliced from 3 exons. Gene Ontology annotation, cellular component: COP9 signalosome. Bases 1 to 1488 code for a protein of 495 amino acids.
AUGUCGGACGACGAGAAUUUCAUGCAGGAGUCCGACGAGGAGCAGUACGAUUUUGAGUACGAAGAAGACGACGACGAAGAUUCCGGAGACGUAGACAUCGAGAACAAAUACUACAACGCCAAGCAGCUAAAGCUGACCGACCCCAACGAUGCCAUUGCCGAGUUCCUGGGCAUUCCUCCGCUCGAGCAGGACAAGGGCGAAUGGGGGUUCAAGGGCCUGAAGCAGGCAAUCAAGCUCGAGUUCAAGCUUGGUCAGUACGAAAAGGCUGCCGAUCACUUUGCCGAGCUCCUCACCUACGUCAAGUCGGCCGUCACGCGCAACUACUCGGAAAAGUCCCUCAACAAUAUGCUCGACUACAUCGAAAAGGGUGCCGACCGGCCCGAGGCUGUCAAGAGCAUGGAGAAGUUCUACUCUCUCACCCUGCAGAGCUUCCAGAGCACAAACAACGAGCGGUUGUGGCUCAAGACAAACAUCAAGCUCGUCAAGCUGCUACUCGACCGCAAAGAGUACGGCGCUGUCGCCAAGAAGCUUCGCGAGCUGCACAAGGCCUGCCAGCGACCAGAUGGCUCCGACGACCCCAGCAAGGGCACGUACUCGCUAGAAAUCUACGCCCUCGAGAUCCAGAUGCUCGCCGAGACAAAGAACAACAAGCAGCUCAAGGCCCUGUACCAGCGGGCGCUCAAGGUCAAGUCGGCGGUCCCGCAUCCCCGCAUCAUGGGCAUCAUCCGCGAGUGUGGUGGCAAGAUGCACAUGAGCGAGGAGAACUGGAACGAGGCUCAGAGCGACUUCUUCGAGUCAUUUCGCAACUACGAUGAGGCCGGCUCGCUGCAGCGCAUCCAGGUCCUCAAGUAUCUGCUUCUCAGCACCAUGCUCAUGAAAUCCAACAUCAAUCCCUUUGACUCGCAGGAGACGAAGCCGUAUAAGACGGAUCCGCGUAUCUCGGCAAUGACGGAGCUGGUCGAUGCCUAUCAACGUGACGACGUGCACACGUACGAAAAGGUCCUGCAGGGGAACCAAGACAUUCUCGACGACCCCUUCAUAGCCGAGAACAUUGAUGAAGUCACCCGAAACAUGCGGACCAAGGGCGUUGUUAAGCUGAUUGCGCCCUACACGCGGAUGAAACUGUCGUGGAUCGCGAAGCAGCUCAGGAUUUCCGAGCCUGAGGUCCAGGACAUCCUGGGCUUCUUGAUUGUCGACCGCAAAAUCAACGGGACGUUGAACCAAAAAGAAGGGCUGCUGGAGAUUGCCUCGAACGCUGACAUGGAGCGCAUUGCCGCCAUGGGAAGUCUCACCAAGUCAAUAUCGAACCUCUUCGGUGCCAUAUUCAAAGACGGCGAGGGAUUUCGGACUAUCGAAAACACCACGAUGGACGACAACUCGCUGGAGAGCGUGCAAGGCGUCGCUCUGAGGAAGGCGUCGCGACUUCGCGAGUCCCAGCAGCAACAACGAGCGAGAAAGGACAAGGGCACGGGUCUCGCGUGGGUCUAG